AAGAAAGGGAGCAUAAUCAGCCCCACCACCACCAGUCCACCACUCUCUCUUCAAUGUAGCAGCCUUAUUUGGGUUUUGGGCAAGCUUAGUUAAGAAUCAUAUCCUCUUGAAUUAAGCAUUUUGGCAUCUUCAGCUAAAAAUGGAGAAUAGCUGCAUUCUAGCCUUUCUCAUCUUCAUUCUACAUUCAAGUACAACGAAAGCUGUCUUCAGUGUUGGUGGUGGUGUUGGUGUUGGUGUAGGUGUAGGUGUAGGCGUUGGUGUUGGUGUUGGCAAUGGAAAUGGGGGUGGCAAUGGUGGAAUGGUUUGGGUUGGAGGAGGGAUUAACAGCCCAGAGCCCCCUGGAUAUUCAGUGCCAAAGCCUGAAGGAGCUUACACAGCUCUCCAAGCUUGGAAAUCUGCAAUCACUGAGGACCCUCUUAAUGUUUUAGAAAGUUGGGUUGGUCCAAAUGUGUGUUCUUACAAAGGAGUCUUCUGUGCAAAUCCUCAAGAUGAAAUGGUUGCAUCAGCUUUCCCAGUUGUUGCAGGCAUAGAUCUCAACCAUGCAAAUCUGAAAGGAACUCUCGUCAAAGAGCUGUCUCUACUCAGUGAUUUGUCUCUUCUCCACCUCAACACGAACAGAUUCACGGGUUCUGUUCCUGAUACAUUCAGAGAGCUGGUGUUUCUGGAAGAGUUAGACCUCAGCAACAACCAACUUUCAGGUCCUUUCCCUUAUGCUACCUUGUACAUGCCAGGCCUCAUCUACUUAGACCUAAGAUUCAACUACUUCUCUGGGGCCCUUCCUGAGGAACUUUUCAGCAAGAAUCUGGAUGCAAUAUUUCUCAAUAACAACCAGUUUGAAGGUGAAAUUCCCCAAAACUUGGGUAGCUCCCCAGCCUCGGUGAUAAACCUGGCCAACAACAAGUUGAGUGGAAACAUCCCAGCAAGUUUGGGCUUCAUGGGUUCUAAAAUAAAGGAGAUUCUGUUCCUCAAUAACCAGUUAACUGGUUGCAUCCCUGAAGGAGUGGGGCUAUUCACAGAGAUGCAAGUUUUGGAUGUGAGCUUCAACUCACUUAUGGGUCAUUUGCCAGACACGCUGUCAUGCCUUCAAGACAUUGAAGUUCUGAACUUGGCUCAUAACAAGCUCUCUGGGGAGUUAUCAGACGUAGUGUGCUCUUUGAGAAGUCUUGCAAAUCUAACUGUUGCUUACAAUUUCUUUUCGGGGUUCAGCCAGCAAUGCUCAAGGCUUUUCUUUAGGAAUGUGGGUUUUGAUUUCUCCCUAAACUGCAUUCCUGGGAGAGACAUGCAGAGACCUCAACCUGAAUGCUCUGUCAUCCCAGGUGGUAGCCUUAGUUGUCUCAGAAUCCCCACACCAAGGCCUCUUGUUUGUGGUUCAAUGGCUGUAAGUAACUCUAAGCACAUUGAUCCUUGAUGGUAAUCGCAUUAUUAGUUACAUAACAGGUUGGUCAUAGCUGUUCCAUUAAUUACUGCUACCAAUCUUCAUUCACAUUCUGCUAAUUUACUUCUUAAAAGAUUCCUUGUGCAUAUUCGUAAUUAUACUUGUCGUGCACGGGUAUAUAUAUAUAUAUAUAUUCAUGCCUAUAUCUUAAUGGAAAUUUAUUUGGGAUGCUUCUAAUA
Molecule: messenger RNA, 1614 nt
Organism: Vigna angularis (adzuki bean)
Lineage: Eukaryota; Viridiplantae; Streptophyta; Magnoliopsida; Fabales; Fabaceae
Product: leucine-rich repeat extensin-like protein 4
Exons: 1
Coding region: 140-1408 (422 amino acids)
Molecular function (GO): protein binding
Source: RefSeq, a predicted model, not a curated record